Molecule: messenger RNA, 397 nt
Organism: Eucalyptus grandis
Lineage: Eukaryota; Viridiplantae; Streptophyta; Magnoliopsida; Myrtales; Myrtaceae
Exons: 2
Coding region: 38-286 (82 amino acids)
Source: RefSeq, a predicted model, not a curated record
UUUGCUUGCGGGACGCGGCGAAGCUCGGAGAUCCGAAAUGUCGAUGAAGGGGCCGCCGGGCGCGUUGAUGGCGUCGGUGCUUGCCGCGUCCACGGUGGCUCUCGCCAGCGCCUCUGGAGACCAGAGCGACGCGUUCCGUCCGUGCUCCAAUAAUUCGAACGAGGGGCGUGCUCCGUCGCCGUCGUCGGAAGCGAGGGCAGGGGCGCAGAGCUCAACGGAGGAUGCGUUCGCGCCGAGAUUCGACGGGUUGAAAUUCGUCGAGACGCUGGUGACCGCGCACAGAUAGAUGUCGGGGAUAGACAAAACAAUGAUUUCGAAAGAUGUGAUUUUUAUCACGGCCGACGAUGGAAUGUAAUCUCGUUCUGGGUUCUUUGAGAAAAGACCUACAGUUUCUCUU